Messenger RNA from Psammomys obesus (fat sand rat), 2650 nucleotides. RefSeq names its product histone H1.3. Gene Ontology annotation, cellular component: nucleosome. The record is from RefSeq and is a predicted model, not a curated record. The transcript has a single exon. Gene Ontology annotation, biological process: nucleosome assembly. Bases 39 to 704 code for a protein of 221 amino acids. Lineage: Eukaryota; Metazoa; Chordata; Mammalia; Rodentia; Muridae. Gene Ontology annotation, molecular function: DNA binding; structural constituent of chromatin.
UUCUGCUUACUUUUGGCCUCUCUAGCAAGGCGUGAAACAUGUCUGAGACGGCUCCCGCAGCUCCUGCGGCUCCUGCACCUGUGGAGAAGGCACCUGUGAAGAAGAAGGCGAAGAAGACCGGCGCCGCCGCCGGGAAGCGCAAGGCGUCCGGCCCCCCGGUGUCCGAGCUCAUCACCAAGGCCGUGGCCGCCUCCAAGGAGCGCAGCGGCGUGUCCCUGGCGGCGCUCAAGAAGGCGCUGGCGGCCGCCGGCUACGACGUGGAGAAGAACAACAGCCGCAUCAAGCUCGGGCUCAAGAGCCUGGUGAGCAAGGGCACCCUGGUGCAGACCAAGGGCACCGGCGCCUCCGGCUCGUUCAAGCUCAACAAGAAGGCGGCUUCCGGCGAGGCCAAGCCCAAAGCCAAGAAGGCGGGCGCGGCCAAGGCCAAGAAGCCCGCGGGGGCGGCCAAGAAGCCCAAGAAGGCGACUGGUGCCGCCACCCCCAAGAAGGCCGCCAAGAAGACCCCGAAGAAGGCCAAGAAACCUGCGGCCGCCGCUGGUGCCAAGAAAGUUGCCAAGAGCCCGAAGAAGGUGAAGGCAGCCAAGCCCAAGAAGCCAGCCAAGAGCCCCGCCAAGGCCAAAGCCCCCAAACCCAAGGCUGCCAAGCCCAAGGCUUCCAAGCCGAAGGCCACCAAGGCAAAGAAGGCCGCCCCUCGCAAGAAGUGAAGUGGCCCGUCCUGCCUUAAACCUCAACGGCUCUUUUCAGAGCCACCCACAAGUCUCAAUCAAAAGAGCUGAGCUUUCUCUGGUAACGUUUGCUCCUGUUGCACCGGUCAGCUGACUAUGCAGCUGUGCGGCCUGAGGCACAGCCCGGUUAAUGCGAGUUUCCGUGGGUGGCGUGGGGUAACGCGUUAUAAAAAGUUAGCGUCAUUUUCAGCACCAUCAUGUUGGCUCCUGGUGGAGGCAGUAUCCCUGUGUAAGUUUUGGGCUUCCGGGCUUGUUUGCUCUACAUAGGCUUUUUUUUUUUCUUCCCCUUAUGCACAGGUUCUUGGCGGGAAGUCUUCAUCUGUGGCGCCCAGGCGCGGUAAACGGACAGGCUUCUCUUAAGGCAGCUGGAGCUUGAGUUUUCCUUUCCAAUCUGUCUCCAAACUGGUUUUGAGAAUUAUCCAAUCAGACCAUCCUCUGAGUCCAUGAGUGGGGACCGUUGCACCAACCAGAGAGUGUGAUGUUAAGGUUUGCGUUUAUGUAUGGGACACUGGCAGUUUUUCUGUCCCUGCCCCUUCUCACCCAAGAGCUCUGGAAUUCUGUCCUAAGGGGUUGAGAGGUUGAGAUUUUUUUUUUUUUUUGAAUGGUGAAAGAACAUGGAUUUCCUCAAUACCUCACCAUUCUCGGAGUUUUUAGGGACUGAUCUCAUUGCCAUUCUGUUUAACCUGCUGCAAACUUUUCUAACAUCCUGAAUGUUAAGCUGUAGUACUUCACGCUGCUUCCUCAUACAUUGUCCUGAGUUUAUCUGUUCUUCCUUAUUUGUGAGUUGAGCAGUAGACCAAGAACGUGAAGGAAAAGCUGUUUUUUGGAAGGUUGCUGGACCUCUCAAUAUUAACACCGCUCCCCCCACCCCCUGCAAAAAAGUGUAGGUGUGUUUGAGAGCAGGCAGGGUCCACUUUACUUUCUUUAUGUCCCCAUAACGUAAGAAUUGUACAGAUGCUGAGCGAAGGUCCUGGUAGGAAGAAAUCACAUAUCAGUUUUUUCUUUCCCCACGAGUGUUCCAGGCCUGGAGGCAAACACCUGUGCCAACUGAGCCAUCACAUCGCUAUACUUAAACUUCAAUUCAAUAUAGCACCUCUUUAAGAAGAUAGUGGGCCUCUUAAAGAUGGUUCAGUGGGUAAAGGAUCUUGUAGCUAAACCUGAAGACCUGAGUCCAAUCCCAGGAACCCACGUGAUGGGAGAAAACAGACUCCUGAAAGAUAUUCUUUGACCUCUGUACCACACACACACACACACACACACACACACACACACACACACACACACGCUAAGGUAGAACUGUAGUGAUGGGCGCUGAAUUUGAGUUUGAUGUAAUUUAAGAGAUAAUUUAAAGGAUAGGUAGCUUCCUAUUGCAUUUUGCAAGUGCCUGCAAUAUUGGAAGUGCAUAUAUAAUCAGAAUACCCUGCAGUUAUUGUGUCUCCAAAUGAAGUUCAUGUCCUAAGUGUUCCUUGUGUCUGCUGCCAGAGUUGAUUAUCUGAUGGGGCUAAAGAACGAUCAAGAAACACAGGAAAAGACAUGAUCAUGGCCACUACUUUUCUUAUCCUGCACACUUUAAGUACUUAAAAAUUAUUGUUUCAAGAGUAAGUUUAGCUUUUCACAGACAUUCCCAUUGACUGCACAACAAAACAAAAGUUGUGGGCUGCUGAGCAGGUCUCCAGUGGCACAUGAUCCAGUGAAAUGCUUGUUGCCAAGCUUAUACUCCUUAAUCCCAACACUCAGGAGGCAGAGGCAGGCCCAUUUUCCCUCUUGUUUCCCUCUCCUCUACGACUGAGUAUUUGAUUGAAUUUAUAAAAUCUCAUGAGCUGAAUUAGAAUACUGUCUUACAUCAGUUGGAUUUAGACGUUUAAGGGAAAUAUAUAAAUAUAUAUUAAAAUGCAUAUGAACAUGAUUGGAAUGUUUUUCUGACC